Camponotus floridanus (Florida carpenter ant) is the source of this 2071-nucleotide messenger RNA. Its product is annotated as KIF1-binding protein homolog. The coding region runs from base 55 to 1890 and encodes 611 amino acids. The transcript has a single exon. The record is from RefSeq and is a predicted model, not a curated record. Gene Ontology annotation, molecular function: protein binding. Lineage: Eukaryota; Metazoa; Arthropoda; Insecta; Hymenoptera; Formicidae.
AAAAAAAAUUCAAAGGAUAUAAAAUAUUAAAAGCUAUAUUUUUUUGGUCAUAUUAUGUCUGAUAAGAAAAUGGAUAAUAGUGAAGUAACUGACAAGAAAAUGGAUAAAAGUGAAGUAACUGAUUUUCGACAAUUGUGGGUAAAAGAGAAAUAUCAAGAAGUUCAAGCAUUAAUAAACAAACACGAAGUAAAGUGUGAUUCGAAUCAACUUUAUGAAAAAAAAUGUAAAGCCAUAGAAAUUUUAUUGGAGAUACUAGAUGUGCUUACUAAAGAGACUUUUUGUACUGUAACGAUUGCAAUAACUCACUUAAACAUAGGCAUCUUACAAGCUGAUGUACAAGAUAUAGAAAUUGCCAAAGAAUAUUUCAUGAGGUGUAUCGAUUUGUUAGAAGAGUGCAAAUUGACACCCGAGGGCAUUUUACCAGUUAUAAUUGCCAACAAUCAAAUGGGUAUAGUUUAUGCGCAACAGCGCUCCUAUCAGAAGGCUAGAGAUUAUCUAGAGCAGGCAGAGAGUAUAUACAUUAAGUUUACAGAAUAUGUUCGACUUGAUCCUGUUCAUAUGGUAACCAUCAUGGGUAUUGAAGAAAUAGAGGGUGACUUAAGCGCUAAGAAUGUUCUCGAGAAACUCCACACAUUAACAUUGUAUUAUUUAGCACAGGUGUGCCGUGAGCUAGAUGACAAGUGUAAUUUUGCAUUAUAUUGUCACAGAACACUGAGCAAACAAUUAAGCCAAAAUAAAAUAACACAAGAUUUGGAUUAUAUCGACUGGGCUUUAAAUGCUGCGACAAUAUCUCAAUAUUUUAUAGAAAAUGACAAAUUUCCACAAGCAAGGCAUCAUCUAGCUGCAGCAUCCUGUGUAUUAGAAAAAUAUUCAGAGACUUUUAAAGCAAAAGACACUGAAGAAAUAAGUGAGGACAUGCAGAAGUCUGCAGAAUAUGAAAAUUACUGUCAUAGAUCAGCAGACAUUGCUAGAUGCUGGGCAAAAUACGGUAUUGCUCUUUUGAGUACAUCUAAGGAAAGAUUAAUGAAAAAAGCUGAGCAAGAAGAUGAAAUAAACAAUUCAAAACAUGAAGUUUCCAAUGAGGAUUGCAAAUAUUCUCAUGCAAGCGAAGCCACAGAAAAUCCAAAAUUUGUAGAUUUAGAACCAGAAUUGGAAGUAAUUACUAGUGAAAUCACAGAUAAGUAUCUAUUGGAUUUUGAUGAUGCUAAACCAGUGUUCUUAAAUGUUCGGAAGUGGUUAAACAAGGCAAAGCAAUAUUAUAGUUUUGAGAAUCAUGCAUCAGAUUAUGCGUGUAUUGCGCAAGAUAUAUCUCAAGCAUACAAGUAUUUGGCAUUUUACGAAGAGAACGAAGACAGACAAGCAAAGAUGCACAAAAGACGUAUAGACACUCUGGAGGAAGUCAGUCAGGGAUUAAGUCCACGAUUUUAUAGAAAUAUUUGUCGAGAAAUUUGGCUUGAAUUGGCGGAAACAUAUUCGAAGAUCUUGGAGAUAAAAAUUGAUCGUUUGCAAGCGCUCAAUGAUAAGCCGACGAAUCAGAUGAUAGCAAAGAUCGAACGCUUGGCAAGAAAUAGCAUAAAGCACUAUCAGUUGUACGUGAAUUCUUUGGAGAUGAAAGAAUCCAAUGACGGCAUUGCAUCCUUCUCGCACAGCGAUCUAUAUCAGGCGUUGUAUUCUUAUUUCCACAUUGGAAGACUGUAUAAUAAGAUUAUAACUUCUGUCCCAGAACAAAAGAUAGAAAACAUAGAGAAAAGUUUAGAGGCAUAUUCGUUUGUUGCUAAUUAUUACGACAAGCAUCCAGAUAUUCAAGAGGAAUUUAAAAAAUACGAAUUUAUAAAAUUAUCCAAGGAAUUUGCCGAUGUACUGCCGCUUACAUUAGAUAAAUUGAGAUAAAUUUAAUCAAUUUUUUAUUCUCCUUUUUUCUGUAAUAUAUUCGUUUUAAAAUGUAAAAAGAUAUUUUGUUAUCGUUUUUCUUACAUAUGAAAUACACGUGAUGAUUUUUUUAACAAGAUUAAAAAUGCAUAAGACAAUAUGUAUUCAUGAAAGUAUAUGUUGAAUUUUUUAAAGCUCACUU